Messenger RNA from Manis pentadactyla (Chinese pangolin), 1454 nucleotides. RefSeq lists its product as uncharacterized. The record is from RefSeq and is a predicted model, not a curated record. The coding region runs from base 43 to 966 and encodes 307 amino acids. NCBI's taxonomy places the organism in Eukaryota, Metazoa, Chordata, Mammalia, Pholidota, Manidae. The transcript is spliced from 4 exons.
AAGCUGAGUGAUGCAAUCUCUCAGGGUAAGAGGAGCCCGGGAAUGAAUCAAGACGUGUUCUCACACUCCCCAGCAGCCCCUAGCCGUCCUACUUGGUCAGCAUCACUGCCCUGGCCAAGGCCAAGGCCAGCCUACGUGGGCCCACCCCUUCUGAAAACACGCUGUCUUUCCUGCUCACCUCUGCCCAGAGGGAUUCAGUGGGAAUCAUCUGCCGCGGGGUCAGACUUAUUUCUCAUUGCUGCCGGGAAUCAGCGCAGGGAGUAUCAGGAGCAACAGACCGUUUUCUUGGCGGUGCCAGAAGAGAACAUCAGUGCCAGAGUUGAAUGUUUGACAUGUGGAGGGAAGGACUGUAGUUCUCUCUGCAGUUUCUGCGAUGGGAAGAACCAGUGCCCGAGGACCAGAAAACUUAGACUUGAGGUGAAGCAACUCGCUGGAAGUCCAUGCUUUCCCCAACACGUGGCCACCAUUCCUAACCAGGGCCCUGACGUGAAUGACUGUGCAUGGAAGAAUCCAGGGACGCGGGCCAAGGCAAAUGUCUUCCCCACUCAGGGAGCACCCAGUCGCCAGCCCUGCUCGCCGGGGCUGGAGCAUCUCUCCCCACACAAAGGAAAGGGCAAGAAGCUGCUGAAUCGUGUUUUCCUCCCACCUGACCGUGUGUCUCUGAAGAUGAGUCAUUCCCUUUCCUCUCCCACCUUCCCGCCUCCCUCCCUCCCUCGCUCCUCCACCCAGUCAUUGAAUCUGGGAGGAACUGCUGCCCAGCCUGCUGCCCAGGCCUCUCUGCAAGGGGUGGGCCCCCAGGUCCCUCAGCCGGGCCUGGAGCCCUGGCGGUCAGCCUCCUUCAUUCACUCUCCUGAAGUACUUCUCUGGCAGCUCCCAUGUCUCAGGGACUGUGCUGGGCGCACAGGGGUGAGGACCACGAUCCCUACACUCAUAGGCCUGGAGCUGAGCGGAGGAGAGGAGUACUGAACCCCAAAUCAUAUGCAGUUAGCACUGUGAUGUGUGUUGUACAGAAGAAAGUACAGAGAGCUUUGAGAAGGUGUGAGGAGCUGCACAUCUGGAUGGAGUGGGGGAUGGUUAGGAAGCCCUCCCAGAACUGAGUAUUGAAAUGAGCCCUAAGGGAUAGAGGAGUGGGGAAAGCAGGGAGAGGAACCAGCAUGUGCAAAGGUCCUGUUGUCAAAAGAAGCUGGGUACUUUAAAGAAACAGCAAGAAAGGGUGUGGUGGACAUGCAGUAAACACGGGGAAAAGGGAAAGAGGAUGAGGCUGAAAAGAAAGGAGGGGCCAGACCAUGUGGGGCCUUGAAGGUCAGGCUAAAGAACCUCAAAAUCGAUCCCAAAGGCCAUUUGGCAGUUUCUUACAAAGUUAAACCUGUACUUACCAUGUAUUCCACUUGCUGUAUUUACCCAAAAGAAAUAAAACAAUAUGUGCACAAAAAGACUUGUAUACAAUUUUCAUA